Quercus lobata is the source of this 5210-nucleotide messenger RNA. RefSeq names its product pleiotropic drug resistance protein 2-like. The record is from RefSeq and is a predicted model, not a curated record. Bases 1083 to 5108 code for a protein of 1341 amino acids. Lineage: Eukaryota; Viridiplantae; Streptophyta; Magnoliopsida; Fagales; Fagaceae. Gene Ontology annotation, cellular component: membrane. Gene Ontology annotation, molecular function: ATP hydrolysis activity; ATP binding; ABC-type transporter activity. The transcript has 19 exons.
AAGGAGAGCGAGAUUGAAUGCUCUUAAGUCUUUGAAGCCAAUGCCCUUCUCUUCUUUCGGUUUGCAAAGCUUUUCCCAUGUAAUCCAUGCCAUUUUUCUCUCCUUGUCUUUCUGCCCCCACCAAAAGUUGCUCAUCAUGGCAUUUAACUCUUUACAAAGCGAGUCCAGCAAUUUGAAGUAGCUCAUCGUGUACGUGGGAGUGGCUUGGGCUACGACUUUGAUUAAAAUCUCUCUUCCGGCAUUUGAGAGCAAUUUCCUUUUCCAACCCGCUAUUUUCUUGCCUACUUGGUCCUUAAUGCGAUUAAAGGCCUUUCUUUUCCCCUUCCCUACUAGCAGAGGUAACCCAAAUUAUCUUUCAUGGUGUUGGAUGAUUUGAGCCCCAAAAUCUGCUUUACUUGUUCUUGGACCUCUCUCUUAGUGUUCUUGCUAAAAAAUAAGGAUGUUUUAUCCUUGUUUAGUUUCUAUCCAGACUUGGCUUCAUAGUCCUCUAGUACUUGAAGGAUUCUUCUACCCUCUUCCACCGAUGCUCUACAGAAAACAAUACUGUCAUCCGCGAAGAAAAGGUGGGAGAUCCGAGGCACCCCCCUACUAAUUGAAAUACCCCGUAUCUUUCCUUGUUCUUCCUCCUUUCUCAACAUGGCAGAAAGUCCCUCAGCACACAACAAGAACAAAUAAGGAGAUAUUGGGUCUCCUUGUCUAAGCCCUAGUGUUGGAAUGAUGUUGCCUUUCGCCUCCCCAUUAAUUAACACGGAAUAGGAGACUGUACUAAUACACAUCAUCACCAGUGAAAUCCAUCUCUUGUUAAACCCCAAUCUUCGCUUAAUCACUUCCAAGUACCGUGAUUCCACCCUAUUGUAUGCUUUGCUCAUAUAAAGCUUUAGAGCCAUCAAAGCCUCCUUGCCUUUUCUUCUCCCAUUAAUACAGUGUAUUGUUUCAAAAGCCACAAGCACAUUGUUAGUUAUUUGCCUCUCUGGAACAAAAACACUUUGAGAUUCAUUAAACACUUAUGCAAGAAUUCUCUUCAAUCAGUUAGCGAGCACUUCGGACAUAAUCUUGUAGCUCACAUUGCACAAACUAAUAGGAUGGAAUUCGGUAAUUUUUUGGGGGGACUUGACUUUUGGAAUGAGACAAAUAAAGGUUUCAUUAAGUCCAAUUGGCAUCACACCAGAAUUAAGGCGGUUCUUGGGUUAAUCAAGCUUUUGCCAUCGAAGAAAAGGGUUGUCAAGAUUCUACGUGACGUGAGUGGAAUAGUGAAGCCAUCAAGAAUGACACUGCUUCUGGGACCUCCAGGAUCAGGGAAAACAACAUUGCUGCAGGCACUUGCUGGGAAGAGGGACAAGGAUCUCAGGAUAUCAGGGAGAGUCAGUUACUGUGGUCAUGAGUUAUCAGAAUUUGUUCCUCGGAGAACAUGCGCAUACAUUAGCCAACAUGAUCUUCAUCAAGGGGAAAUGACAGUCAGAGAGACAUUGGACUUUUCAGGACGUUGUUUGGGAGUUGGAACAAGGUAUGACCUGCUGACAGAAUUGUCAAGACGAGAAAAAGAAGUUGGAAUAAAACCAGAUCCUGAGAUAGAUGCAUUCAUGAAAGCCACAGCAAUGGCAGGCCAAGAAACAAGUCUUGUUACAGAUUAUGUUCUCAAGAUUCUUGAAUUGGACAUCUGUGCUGACAUUAUUGUGGGUAAUGAGAUGAGAAGAGGCAUAUCUGGUGGACAAAAGAAGCGUGUUACUAUAGGAGAAAUGUUGGUUGGACCAGCAAAGGCUCUUUUUAUGGAUGAAAUAUCAAAUGGUCUAGACAGUUCAACCACUUUCCAGAUAGUCAAGUUCAUGAGGCAGAUGGUUCAUAUAAUGGAUGUGACAAUGAUAAUUUCUCUUCUGCAACCUGCGCCUGAAACCUUUGAUCUUUUUGAUGACAUUAUUUUACUUUCAGAAGGCCAGAUUGUCUAUCAAGGUCCGUGUGAGAACGUACUUGAAUUUUUUGAAGAUAUUGGCUUUAAGUGCCCAGAGAGGAAAGGAGUUGCAGACUUUUUGCAAGAGGUUACUUCCAAAAAGGAUCAGGAGCAGUACUGGUGCAAAAAGAAUGAACCUUACCGAUAUACUAGUGUUCCUGAGUUUGUAGAUCACUUUCAUAAUUUUCACAUUGGCCAGCAACUUUAUGAUGAGCUUGGAAUUCCAUAUGAUAGGUCUAAAGCUCAUCGUGCUGCAUUAGUAAAAGAGAAGUAUGGAAUUUCUAAUCGGGAACUCUUGAAGGCAUGCUUUGCAAGAGAGUGGCUAUUGAUGAAGCGCAACUCUUUUAUAUAUAUAUUCAAGACAACCCAGAUUACCAUAAUGUCAAUUAUUGCCAUGACAGUGUUCUUUAGAACUGAAAUGAAGCACGGUCAAUUAGAAGAUGGAGGGAAAUAUUAUGGUGCAAUGUUCUUCAGUCUCACUAAUGUCAUGUUCAAUGGAGUGUCAGAACUUGGAUUGACUGUUGUUAGGCUUCCUGUAUUUUUUAAGCAGCGGGAUUUCUUGUUCCAUCCAGCAUGGGCUUUCGGCUUACCAAUUUGGCUCCUCAGGAUUCCUCUCUCAUUGAUGGAGUCAGGAGUAUGGAUCUGCCUAACAUAUUACACUAUUGGGUUUGCUCCUUCUGCUAGUAGGUUUUUCCGCCAAUUAUUGGCAUUCUUCAGCAUCCAUCAGAUGGGCCUAUCUCUGUUCCGGUUUAUUGCAGUACUGGGAAGAGUUCAAGUUGUGGCAAAUACGCUUGGUACCUUUACAUUGUUAUUGGUUUUUGUCCUUGGUGGGUUCAUUGUUGCCAAAGAUGACAUUGCACCAUGGAUGAUAUGGGGCUACUACAUUUCUCCCAUGAUGUAUGGACAGAAUGCCAUAGCCAUCAAUGAAUUUCUUGACAAAAGAUGGAGUGCACCCAAUCCGUACCCACUUAUUCCUGAACCCACCGUCGGAAAGGUUCUUCUCAAGGCCAGGGGCAUGUUUGUGGAAGACUAUUGGUAUUGGAUUUGUGUUGGGGCACUCCUUGGGUUUUCUGUUCUUUUUAACAUCUGUUUUAUCAUAGCACUCACAUUUCUAAAUCCUUUAGGUGAUUCUAAAUCCGUUAUUGUUGAGGAGGAUGACAAUAAAAAAAGUGGAAAGCAGUCCUCUAAUGGACAGCUUCAGAUGAGAGGCAUAGAAAUGAGUACAUCUUCAACCGCUCCGUUGUUUCAAGGUACUGAUAUGGCAAUGAAGAACACUCCAGACAACUCAAUUGGUAGUGGUGCAGAGAAUGCACCUACUAGAAGAGGAAUGGUUCUGCCAUUCCAGCCCUUGUCACUUGCAUUUAAUCAUGUAAAUUACCACGUCGAUAUGCCAGCUGAAAUGAAGGGCCAAGGGAUCGAAGAAAGUCGUCUCCAACUUUUACGAGAUGUUAGUGGUGCUUUCAGGCCUGGUAUUCUAACAGCAUUGGUUGGCGUAAGUGGUGCUGGAAAAACCACAUUGAUGGAUGUGCUAGCAGGAAGAAAAACUAAUGGGUACAUUGAAGGAAGUAUCAGCAUAUCUGGUUACCCAAAGAACCAAGCAACUUUUGCUCGGGUUAACGGUUAUUGUGAACAGAAUGAUAUCCAUUCACCCAAUGUUACCGUCUAUGAAUCUCUUGUGUACUCUGCCUGGCUGCGUCUUGCCAAGGAAGUUAAGCAGGAAACUCGAAAGAUGUUUGUUGAGGAAAUCAUGGACUUGGUUGAGCUAAAUUCAUUGAGGAAUUCCUUAGUUGGUGUUCCAGGAGUUGAUGGUCUGUCAACUGAACAGAGAAAGAGACUCACAAUAGCUGUAGAAUUGGUUGCUAAUCCCUCCAUCAUCUUCAUGGAUGAGCCAACAUCAGGCCUUGACGCUAGAGCUGCAGCAAUUGUAAUGCGUACAGUGAGAAACACAGUGGAUACAGGGAGAACUGUCGUUUGCACAAUUCACCAGCCAAGCAUAGACAUUUUUGAAGCUUUCGAUGAGCUACUGUUGAUGAAGAGGGGUGGACAAGUCAUUUAUGCUGGACCCCUCGGUCACCAUUCUCAAAAGCUUGUAGAUUACUUUGAGGCUAUCCCAUAUGUUCCUAAGAUCAAAGAUGGAUAUAAUCCUGCGACAUGGAUGCUAGAAAUCAGUUCUCCUGCGGUUGAGGCUGAACUUGAUGUGGAUUUUGCAGAAAUUUAUGCCAAUUCUGAACUGUACAAGAGGAAUCAAGAACUCAUCAAAGAGCUAAGCACGCCAUCACCAGGAUCGAAGGACCUUUACUUCCCCACCAAAUAUUCCCAAUCCUUUGUAACUCAAUGUAAAGCUUGCUUUUGGAAGCAAUAUUGGUCUUAUUGGAGGAACCCACAAUACAAUGCCAUCCGGUUAUUCAUAACGAUAGUCAUCGGUGUUCUAUUUGGGCUAAUUUUCUGGAACAAAGGAGAUAAGACGCGCAAGGAACAAGACCUGCUGAAUCUACUGGGGGCUAUGUUUGCUGCUGCUCUUUUUCUUGGAAGCACCAACACAGCUGCAGUGCAGCCUGUUGUGGCAAUUGAAAGAACAGUCUUCUACCGUGAAAGAGCAGCAGGAAUGUAUUCAGCUUUGCCUUAUGCUUUUGCUCAGGUGGCAGUGGAGAUAAUUUAUGUAGCUAUCCAAACUUUUGUCUACACUCUUAUCCUUUACUCAAUGAUUGGAUUCCAUUGGCGACUUGAAAAGUUCUUGUGGUUUUACUUCUUUAUCUUGAUGUGCUUUAUAUACUACACAUUGUAUGGGAUGAUGGUAGUAACUCUGACUCCUAGCUACCAAAUUGCCGCCAUUUUUAUGUCCUUCUUCCUAAACAUCUGGAACCUGUUCUCUGGUUUUCUCAUCACGAGGCCGCAAAUUCCAAUAUGGUGGAGGUGGUAUUACUGGGGCUCUCCUGUGUCUUGGACAAUCUAUGGCCUUGUGACCUCUCAAGUGGGUGACAAGACCACUCCAAUUGAGGUACCUGGACAAGGCUAUAUGCUUGUGAAAUAUUACCUGAAGUCUCACUUGGGCUUUGAAUAUAACUUCCUUGGAGCUGUUGUUGCAGCCCAUAUUGGCUUUGUCCUCGUUUUCUUAUUUGUCUUUGCCUAUGGUAUCAAGUUCCUCAACUUCCAAAGGAGAUAAAAAGAAAACAAGGAUUCAAGCUUCAACAAUGAUAAUAAGAUUUUGUCUGAGCAAUUGAUCUAGCAGAAAGAUAUGGUUGGCUUAGUAUUUUUUUCACCAACU